AUGCAAUUGAAACAGACUUUAGCCACUGCUGCCCUAGCCUCUACUGCAAUGGCUGCCUACAACCCAGCUGAACCAUGGACCACUUUGACUCCAUCUGCCACUUACGCCGGUGGUUUGACUGACUACACUACCUCUUUCGGUAUUGCCGUUCAGCCAAUUACCACUUCUGUCUCUGCUGCUUCUUCCGUUGCCAAGAGAGCUGAAGCCAUUUCCCAAAUCGGUGACGGUCAAAUCCAAGCAACCACAUCGACCAAGACUACCGCUGCUGCCGUCUCUCAAAUCGGUGACGGCCAAAUCCAGGCUACCACCAAGACUACAACUGCCAAGACUACCGCUGCCGCUGUUUCUCAAAUCGGUGACGGUCAAAUCCAAGCCACCACCAAGACUACAACUGCCAAGACUACCGCUGCUGCCGUUUCUCAAAUCGGCGACGGCCAAAUCCAGGCUACCACCAAGACUACAACUGCCAAGACUACCGCUGCCGCUGUUUCUCAAAUCGGUGACGGUCAAAUCCAAGCCACCACCAAGACUACAACUGCCAAGACUACCGCUGCUGCCGUUUCUCAAAUCGGCGACGGCCAAAUCCAAGCCACCACAUCUACCAAGACUGCCGCUGCCGCCGUCUCUCAAAUCGGCGACGGCCAAAUCCAAGCUACUACUAAGACCACUUCCGGUAAGAGCACCUCAUCUAACACCACCACCACUUUAGUUGGUUCCAAAUCUUCUACAUCUGCUGCUGCCAGCACCGCCUCUGCUGCUGCCGACUCCAACGACCCAAUCACUGCUCAAACCUGUAUGACCGACUCUACUCUAGCCAUGGUCAUCAAGAAGGGUGAAUUAACAGAUGCCAAGGGCAGAAUCGGCUCUAUUGUUGCUAACAGACAAUUCCAAUUCGACGGUCCACCACCACAAGCCGGCGCCAUCUACGCUGCUGGUUGGUCUAUCACCCCAGAGGGUAACUUAGCCAUCGGUGACAACGAUAUCUUCUACCAAUGUCUAUCCGGCAACUUCUACAACUUAUAUGAUGAAACUUUAGGUGCUCAAUGUACCCCAGUUCACUUACAGGCCAUUGACUUAGUUCAAUGUUAA
Tetrapisispora phaffii CBS 4417 is the source of this 1089-nucleotide messenger RNA. RefSeq lists its product as uncharacterized. NCBI's taxonomy places the organism in Eukaryota, Fungi, Ascomycota, Saccharomycetes, Saccharomycetales, Saccharomycetaceae. The transcript has a single exon. Gene Ontology annotation, molecular function: structural constituent of cell wall. The record is from RefSeq and is a predicted model, not a curated record. Gene Ontology annotation, cellular component: fungal-type cell wall. The coding region runs from base 1 to 1089 and encodes 362 amino acids. Gene Ontology annotation, biological process: fungal-type cell wall organization.